AUGGACGCCGAGUAUCACCGGCUGGCAGCCAGCAUCCGCCAGCAAGCUGCCUGCCACUCGAAGCCGCGCUACCUCGUUGCCAUCGCCGGGAUUCCGGGCUCCGGAAAAACCACCACAGCCCAUGAAGUCAUCCAUCUGCUGAACCAGGACCCUGCCGUCCACGCCGCUCUCUUAUCCAUGGACGGCUUCCAUCUGUCGCGGGCCACGCUGGACCGACUGCCCGACCCCACAGAAGCCCACCUCCGCCGCGGCGCCCCAUGGACCUUCGACGUUGGCAGAUUCGUCGCGUUCAUGCACGAGCUCCGCGCGUGGGCUGACUCCACGCCCCUGACGACCCCUUCCUCCGGGUCAUGGGCCGCCGCGGAUGUCCUGCGAGCGCCGGCGUUCGACCACAAGGCCAAAGACCCUGUUGAGGACGGCAUGGUGGUGACGCCUGAUGCCUCGAUUGUCAUUGUCGAGGGGAACUACCUUCUACUAGAUGAGCCUGAGUGGAGGGAUCUAGCUCCGCUGGUGGACUACCGCGUCUUUGUAGAUACGGAUCUGGAGGAAGCACGCGAGCGCACGGCUAGGCGACAUGUGCAAGCGGGCAUUGAGAAGACGUUAGAGGAAGGGUAUCGGAGGGUGGAUAGCAACGACUACUUGAAUGGAGUUUCAAUUCGGGAAAAGCUGUUGGAUCCGGAUUUGGUGGUCAAGAGCGUAUCGUUGUUUGAUAAAGCGGAGUAA
Messenger RNA from Penicillium macrosclerotiorum, 723 nucleotides. Its product is annotated as phosphoribulokinase/uridine kinase family protein. The record is from RefSeq and is a predicted model, not a curated record. Gene Ontology annotation, cellular component: cytoplasm. The transcript has a single exon. NCBI's taxonomy places the organism in Eukaryota, Fungi, Ascomycota, Eurotiomycetes, Eurotiales, Aspergillaceae. Bases 1 to 723 code for a protein of 240 amino acids.